GCCGGUGACUAGCUAGCUGCUGGCUGCAUUGUCGCUUGUCCCCGCGAAGAAGAUAAGCCUCCGUCCCGCCACGCUGCACCCACCCCGUCCCUUCAUUUCAUUUCACACUACGCCAAGUGCACACGCUCCAGCCGCCGCAAUGGCCACCAUCCUUAGCAGCCUCCGCGCGCCGGCCUUCUCCCUCCGCCUCGCCCCGGCACCGGCGCCCGCCACCGUCGCACUGCCCGUGACGACCGGCAAGGUGCCCCGCGGCGCCAGGCUGCGCGCGCAGGCGACGUACAACGUGAAGCUCAUCACCCCCGAUGGGGAGGUGGAGCUGCAGGUGCCCGACGACGUCUACAUCCUUGACCAGGCCGAGGAGGAAGGGAUCGACCUGCCCUACUCCUGCCGCGCGGGUUCCUGCUCCUCCUGCGCUGGCAAGGUCGUCUCCGGCUCGGUGGACCAGUCGGACCAGAGCUUCCUCGACGACGACCAGGUCGCCGCCGGGUUUGUGCUCACCUGCGCCGCCUACCCCACCUCCGACGUCGUCAUCGAGACGCACAAGGAGGAGGAGCUCACGGCCUGAUCAAUGAAGUGCCAACUAUUUGAUUAUAUAUCGUCUCUGGUGUGUCUGCUUGUGCUUGGUACUAUCACUAGCUAGUACGUUCUUGGAGUUGCAUUUCCCGUGCUGAGUUCAUCGAUGGAGUUGGAGGAGCUAUCAUUCGUGCAUGAUGUUAGUGCUUAAUUAAUCGUUCCAUCUAGAUCCUUUUAAUUUGUUAAGGCAUGCAUACAUGUUUGCUUCAAUAUCGAUCGCAUAUUGUCACGAAAACUGUUUGUCAAAGUGCGCCUUAAUAAUUACCAAACUAUUUGCGGUGGAGAUA
Molecule: messenger RNA, 860 nt
Organism: Phragmites australis (common reed)
Lineage: Eukaryota; Viridiplantae; Streptophyta; Magnoliopsida; Poales; Poaceae
Product: ferredoxin-like
Exons: 1
Coding region: 140-565 (141 amino acids)
Biological process (GO): electron transport chain
Molecular function (GO): electron transfer activity; 2 iron, 2 sulfur cluster binding
Source: RefSeq, a predicted model, not a curated record